Mustela erminea (ermine) is the source of this 1321-nucleotide messenger RNA. RefSeq names its product dual specificity phosphatase 12 (gene DUSP12). The transcript has 6 exons. The record is from RefSeq and is a predicted model, not a curated record. Lineage: Eukaryota; Metazoa; Chordata; Mammalia; Carnivora; Mustelidae. Gene Ontology annotation, biological process: protein dephosphorylation. Gene Ontology annotation, molecular function: protein tyrosine/serine/threonine phosphatase activity. Gene Ontology annotation, cellular component: nucleus. The coding region runs from base 18 to 1079 and encodes 353 amino acids.
AGCUGCCUGCGUACUCGAUGGUAGGGCCCCUGCCCGCGCGGCCCCCGGCGGCCGCCAUGUUGGAGGCUCCGGGAGGGAACCAUGGCUGUGGUCGGCAGGUGCGUGGUCAGAGCUGCGCCAGCUCCGCCGGGCAGAUGCUGGAGGUACGGCCGGGCCUGUACCUGGGUGGAGCCGCGGCCGUGGCGGAGCCGGACCACCUGAGGCAGGCGGGCAUCACGGCCGUGCUGACGGUGGAUUCGGAGGAGCCCGACUUCAGGUCGGGGGCUGGGAUGGAGGGUCUACGGAGCCUCUUCGUGUGGGCGCUGGACAAGCCCGAGACUGACCUACUGAGCCAUCUGGACCGGUGCGUGGCCUUCAUCAGCCAGGCCCGCGCCGAGGGCCGCGCCGUGUUGGUGCACUGUCAUGCAGGAAUUAGUCGUAGUGUGGCUGUGAUUACUGCUUUUAUGAUGAAGACUGACCAGUUUACCUUUGAAAAAGCCUAUGAAAAUCUCCAGACCAUCAAACCAGAGGCUAAGAUGAAUGAGGGAUUUGAGUGGCAACUGAAAUUAUACCAGGCAAUGGGAUAUGAAGUAGAUACUUCUAGUGCAAUUUAUAAGCAAUAUCGUUUACAAAAGGUUACGGAAAAGUAUCCAGAAUUACAGAACUUACCUCAAGAACUCUUUGCUGUUGACCCAACCACCAUUUCACAAGGAUUGAAAGACGGCAUUCUCUACAAAUGUAGAAAGUGCAGGCGAUCUUUAUUUCGAAGUUCUAGCAUUUUGGAUCAUAAUGAAGGAAGUGGUCCCAUAGCCUUUGCCCACAAGAGAGUGACGCCAUCUUUCACGCUCACCGCUGGGAGUCAGGCUCAGUGUACAUCAUAUUUCAUUGAGCCUGUACAGUGGAUGGAAUCUUCUUUGUUGGGUGUGAUGGAUGGCCAGCUUCUUUGCCCCAAAUGCAAUGCCAAGUUGGGUUCUUUCAAUUGGUACGGUGAACAGUGCUCAUGUGGUCGAUGGAUAACACCUGCUUUUCAAAUACAUAAGAAUAGAGUGGAUGAAAUGAAGAUGCUGCCAGUUUGGGGAUCACAAACAAGAAAAACAUGAACUUGUGACAUUUUUCAUAGCUUGGAAAGAAAUUUGCUGAUACCUGCUUCCCUUGCUUACUGUCAUUCGUGGCAGAUUGUUUAGUUUAUAGGCCAUCAGCAUUUCAUUUGAUGUGACAUGGAAACUGUGCUCUGUUAUUUGUUAGACUCCUACACUAUUUAAGCAGAAUACUUUAUUUGCAAAUCAAAACUUUUAAUCAUGUAAAUUGUACUUUAUUUGAUAUUAAAAUUUUCUAUAACGCA